GAACAUUUGCCAUGAGAAUGGACGGCGCAACAUUACCAAUGCUCAUCCUACCAUGGCAACAAAAGGAGAGAGGCAUGCGGAUGCACAUUUCAGCUAUGAAGCACAGCCACCAUAUCAGGGCAUAAGCAACCAACAAAUGGACUUCAUAAUGCAAACUAUCUCAAAGCAUCGCCAAGAACUCGAGAAAAAAAUAGGCAGACAACUAUUUGACAUGGAGCACAAAAUUGACUCCAGAAUUCUCGAAUUGACUGAUGAGGUAGGCAAAAUUAGGACUGAAAACGCUGCUCAGACUAGGUUGUCUAGGGUGGAGGACGAACUUCUUCAGGUCAAAAGGGAAUUCCAGGUAUCUAUACUGGAACAUCAAUUUUACAAGCAUCUUCCUAUAUAUAGAUAUAUUAUGUAUUUUGUGGUACAGAGAUUCAGAUGCAUGGUUGAUGCCAGCACGCAAUCAACGUUUACGGCUGCAUAUGUCCAGAAAGAAGGCAAUGUUAGAGACGACAGGUUAUCACCAAAUCCUCCGUUCGAUGCAUCUACAAGAUCAACAGGUCAGGCUGCUGCAACAACACCCGCCGGUGAUCACGUGGUGCAAAACAAGCCAUUGGAGAAAGAUGUCACCGACCAAACCACACCAUCUCCAAACCCUGUAUUCGACAAUGAUUACAAGUUGACGGACGAAGACAUAGAGGUGGCAGCUUUCCUCCGCCAAAGUUACGAAGAUGCUGAUGUAGUUGACGUCGGAGAGACGGUGCUUAAAGUUCAUCACCUAAAGCAAAAUGUCAUAAAAAAAUUCAUUUUCGAUGAGGUUAUUCAUGCAUAUGCCCACAUUAGCAAUAUAGAGACUGAUACUACAUCAGUUCUAUACCCCAAAGAUACCAGGAAGCUGUUACAAUCAUACGGGGGUACUGCUCGGGCACAUGGUCCCAGGGAAAGCAAUUGGCUUGCUCGUAUAGCAAAAAAAUGUGUGGGACGCCGAACGGUUCGAAUCCCGUUCAAUGUAAACAAUAUGCACUGGCAUCUACUUGUGUUGAAUUUCGACAAAGAAGAGAUUCAAGUCCUCAACUCUCUGCCGCUUAUUCGUGACGAGGCCAAAGAAACUACACUGGUGGAGUGCAUUCAGACAUGCAUCAUAGAAGCAGUCCAGGGCGGCUUGGUACAAACACCAGGUCCCAUCAACAUUACAGAGUGGAAAAAAGUAUGCUAUACAAACAUCCCACAACAGGAGGAUGGCUAUUCUUGCGGGUCAUACACUCUGAAAUACAUGUUGUAUUGGGACGGGGAAAAGAUGACCGAUGAUUUCACACAGGCACAAAUUCAUAUUUUCAACUGGAAAAUAUGUACAAGCCUUCUACGUUCAGAUUGUAACACGCUUCGACUAGAAUCCUAUGAGAAACCUAUACUGAAAAAGGCCUACAAAGCUAGAAUGGCAAAGCUUGACAAAGACAAUGCUGCAGACGACGACAUCCAGGUAAUCAGCAAUCCAAAUGAUGCCAGCAAAAAUGAAGAAAGCCCUCCAAAUGAUGCCAACAUAAAGGAAAUCAUCCCUCCAAGGCCAAUUGGCAGCCAAAAGCGGAAACGCGGGCGUCCAAGGAAGAUUGAAACUCUUACACCUACUAAUCCUGUAAAGGAUCAAUAUAAAUUAGCCACAGAUGCUAUCACUGGGCUUGUGGAGGGAAGAGCACGCAGGAAAUCAAAUCCUGGGCCCCAACAGGUGAGCCCAUACAAGGAACUAUGAAACUCACAGGGAGUGGCUGUCAAGGGUAGUUUCAGAUGAGCUGCUCUUAUAGCAUGUGACAAUUUAGACACAAUUAUGUUCUUCAAUCUAUGGCUAUACUUAAGUUCUGCCAUUUUGUCAUAUUGCUGGUAAACUUUGUAAUUUUAAGUUCGAACCGAUCUGGAGAGUUGUUACAUUUUAAUGUAAGCCAUUUGUUUGGCUUGACUAUUCUACAUGACUACUCAAUGCU
Lolium rigidum is the source of this 1961-nucleotide messenger RNA. RefSeq lists its product as uncharacterized. Lineage: Eukaryota; Viridiplantae; Streptophyta; Magnoliopsida; Poales; Poaceae. The record is from RefSeq and is a predicted model, not a curated record. The coding region runs from base 53 to 1732 and encodes 559 amino acids. Gene Ontology annotation, cellular component: nucleus. The transcript is spliced from 8 exons. Gene Ontology annotation, molecular function: deSUMOylase activity. Gene Ontology annotation, biological process: protein desumoylation.